Hipposideros armiger (great roundleaf bat) is the source of this 3373-nucleotide messenger RNA. RefSeq names its product alpha tocopherol transfer protein like (gene TTPAL). The transcript is spliced from 5 exons. Gene Ontology annotation, molecular function: phosphatidylinositol bisphosphate binding. The record is from RefSeq and is a predicted model, not a curated record. Gene Ontology annotation, cellular component: membrane. NCBI's taxonomy places the organism in Eukaryota, Metazoa, Chordata, Mammalia, Chiroptera, Hipposideridae. The coding region runs from base 361 to 1389 and encodes 342 amino acids.
UGUCCCAAGUGGAGGGAACAGCAAGUGCAAAAAGGUCCAGGGCUAGUGUGGGGGAGGGAGUGCAUGACAUAUGUGGUGAACUACGGUAUGAAUUGGUGUAAAUUUGGGGGCGGGGGGCGAUCAGAGAGAGGCAGAGUGGCAAGAGACUAUGGCCAGAUGACAGAGGACCUAGUAAACCAGGUCAAGGAGUUUGAACUUUAUCCUGAGGGCAAAGGGGAGCCAGUGAAGGGUUUUAAGGGAAAGAGUGACAAGGUCUGCUUAAAGGUCGGAAAGAUGCCUCUGGCUGCUACAUGCAAGUUUGGAAGGAGGGAAGACCAGAGAGAGAAGGCUGGAACAGGACCCCAGGGAUCCCGAUAGCUAAUGUCAGAAGAAAGUGACUCUCUGAGAACCAGCCCUUCUGCGGCCUCACUUUCUGAAAAUGAGCUGCUACCAGCGCCCGAGCCCCCUGGCUACGUGUGCUCGCUGACCGAAGAGCUGGUCACCAAGGCCAGGGAAGAGCUGCAGGAGAAGCCGGAAUGGAGACUUCGAGAUGUCCAGGCCCUCCGUGACAUGGUGAGGAAGGAGUACCCGCACCUGACCACCUCUCUGGACGAUGCCUUCCUGCUGCGUUUCCUCCGAGCCCGCAAGUUUGAUUACGACCGGGCCCUGCAGCUCCUGAUCAACUACCACAGCUGCAGGAGAAGCUGGCCCGAGGUCUUCAGUAACCUGAGGCCGUCGGCCUUAAAAGAUGUCCUCGCUUCCGGAUUCCUCACCGUGCUGCCCCACACCGACCCCCGGGGCUGCCAUAUCCUGUGCAUCCGCCCAGACAGAUGGAUACCGAGCAACUAUCCAAUUACCGAAAACAUCCGAGCCAUAUACUUGACAUUAGAAAAACUCAUUCAGUCGGAAGAAACCCAAGUGAAUGGAAUUGUAAUCCUUGCAGACUACAGAGGAGUGAGCUUAUCAAAAGCAUCGCACUUUGGUCCUUUUAUAGCCAAAAAGGUGAUUGGCAUCCUUCAGGAUGGUUUCCCCAUUCGGAUAAAAGCAGUCCAUGUAGUGAAUGAACCUCGGAUAUUUAAAGGCAUUUUUGCCAUCAUAAAACCAUUCCUGAAGGAGAAAAUCGCCAACAGAUUUUUCCUUCAUGGAUCUGACCUAAACUCUCUCCACACAAACCUUCCCAGAAGCAUUCUUCCCAAGGAAUACGGGGGCACGGCUGGCGAGCUGGACAUCGCCGCCUGGAACGCGGAGCUGCUGGCCUCCGAGGAGGACUUUGUGAAGGAGUUCUGCCAACCCGUCCCCACCUGCGACAGCAUCCUGGGCCAGGCCCUGCUGCCCGAGGGGCUGACCUCGGACGCGCAGUGUGAUGACUCCAUGCGGGCAGUGAAAUCCCAGCUGUACUCCUGCUACUAGCCAGUCCCCCAGGGGUGUCUCUACCUUGAAAUCCUCUUACAUUCCUCUGGACAGGCACAGGGAGAAUUUGAGGUGCCACGCACUCGGUCUUGCUCCUUGGAAUGAAACUGCAGCAUGGAGGAAAAGCCGGUAGAGCUCUGAGAGUGAGCCAAGGGUGACACCCUUGAUUACUUGAAUUAGUCCAUGGAAAACAUCCUCCCAAAUGUUUGGAAUCUCAGUUUGCAACCCUUAAUCCAGAAGCUGCGUCUGGUUCCUAUACAUCUCAAAGCAAGGAAAGUCAGGACCAAAGGCACGUUGAUCCCAUGUUCCAGGAGCAAACCUGGUUGGCCAGUCAGCACGCUCCUACGAAACAGUCUGGCCAAGCCCACAAGGUGGCCACACAUGAGACUUUGGGAGUUUGCUCGUUGGGAACCUUCAGGUUUGAGGUCCAGGUCCCAGGUGCCAUCACUGGGUUUGGAAAGCCCCUUAUCUGAACCAGGCACGCAUCGGGACGUCCGCAGCACUUCAUGAUCAAAUUUGGGAUCCGUAGACUUCAAGCAUCUCUGGGGCUCGUUGGUUGAAUCUUGCAAUAGAAACUUAAGUUUUCCCAAACCCAUAAAGCCUUAGCCCUGGUUCUCAAUAGACUCAUACCAGGUCCUAGAAGUAUGUGAUUUUACUCGACCUAAAAUACUGGGUGCCAAGGCCUGUGUAGCUCAAAGAAUUCUGGCCUAAGACUCAAGAGACCUGGGCUCCAGCCUCAGAUGUGUGACUGUGGAUGAGACCCGGCCUCUGUGGGCCCCAGCUUUCUCAUCCGUAAAACGAGGCUGAGUGAAAUGAUGCCUGGGGCCCUUUGGGCUGCUGAGGUUCUGGGGUUUGAUUUAGUUAUUGAAUGUUAGACAUCGCUUUUCUGCCUAAAAAAGAUGACUCUCUAGAUACAAGUGGCUGGAUCCUGUUCUUGGUGGUACCACUGGGCCUCUCCAAGAGGGACGUGUCACCAUCUGGCCCUGACUUUAAAGAAACAAGUGUGUAUAUUCCCUGGGGCUCAGUGAUACCGACUUCCUUUUCAUAGUGGGGGUGAAACUUGAAAAGAAUGGCUUUUGUGAGGGCAGGUGAGUUGGCCAGGAUGUCGUAGCAAUUCCUUCCAUCCCUGAGAUUCUGGUGCCAUAUUGUAAACCUGGCAACAGGCAAUGGUUCAGUUACUUGGGAUACUGAAAUUUUGGUCUCCGGAAAUGAAUGCAAGGGCAGAUUAUUCCCGGGUCACUUCUGGGGCCCUGCCCUCCUCAGCCCACUUGAGUUUCUCUCUCUGGUGCGGGUAGGCACACUUUACGCUGUCCAGCCAGACUGAAUGUUAGCUCUGCAUCUCAGCACUUUAGACCCUUCCUGUCAAGAAUUCAGCCUUAGCCCAUGCAUCAGAUUAGAUGGUUCAUCUGGUGGCUUUGGAACUCUUUCCUUUCAUAUUCAUUCCAUGCCAAUUAUGGUGUUAAAAAGUGACAAGUACUAUGUGUCGUGUGUGUGUGUGUGUGUGUGUGUGUGUGUGUGUGUGUGUGUGUGUACCUUCUCUGUGCAUUUAUUAGGCCACCAGGCAAGGUGGACGGCUCAGUUAGGAAGAGAACAGUACAGUGAAAUUCAGAGGUCAGUCUGUUGGGAAUAAACUGUUCACCUUUAUAGCACUUUUCAAAAUGUCUGGAGAAGUUGUUGGUGGAAAUUACCUCAUUUGUGCCAAUUGAAGGGAAAGCUCUUUUCACCAUAGAGACUAACUCUGGAUCCUCUAGGGACCUGUCUGAGCUGGAAGUGCCGACAUGCACACCCCUGGCCACCUCUAGUUCCAUCUGACAACGAUGGUGUGACCAGCAUUGCUGAAAAGAUCUAAAUAGGACAAGUGGGAUGGCUAAUGUAGAGGGUUCAGAACCCAACUGGCUGGAUGGGACAAUUGGUUAGAGCAGGGGUCGGCAAACUUUUGAGACGCAAGAGCCGCCCGGGGUCAGCAAACUGCGGCUCGCGAGCC